AUGGCGGUUUUUAGCUCACAGGUGCUUCUAGCUGUAACAAGAUCAAGGGGAUCCUACUUGCUUUCUAAAAGACAAGGUUGUGCUUCACUCCCGUCGACCGCAUGCAUACGCUACCAUUCGGAGUUCCUCAGCCGGGUUGCCGUCACAGCCAGGUGUCCCAGGCCGCUGUACCCCUGUUACACAUCCAGCUUCAUCCGCCCUGGUUGCAUAGCUGCACGUCCCCUCCACAGUUCAUGUGCUUGGCUUCAAGAGGUGAAGGACACCCCUGAACCUGUCAAGGGUGAGCCUGUCCUUGCCGCCUGUGGCACUCAACUACCUCCAGCACCACCAGCAGUGCCAAGAAAGUCCCUGGGACAGAGAGUCCUGGAUGAGCUCAAGCAUUACUAUCAUGGCUUCCGUCUUCUGGGCAUCGACACCAAAAUCGCGGGCAGGAUGGCCUGGAGGUUACUGCACGGGCAGCAGCUCACCAGGAGGGAGAGGAGGAGGCUGAUGCGGACAUGUGCCGACUUGUUCCGGCUUGUGCCCUUCAUGGUCUUUGUCAUCGUUCCCUUCAUGGAGUUUCUACUCCCCGUAUUCCUCAAACUCUUUCCAGAAAUGCUGCCCUCUACAUUUGAGACAGAGUCCAAGAAGGAGGAAAAACAGAGGAAGGGACUUGCUGCUAAACUAGAGCUGGCCAAGUUCUUACAGGAGACCAUUGCUGAGAUGGCCAGGAGGAACAAAGCAGCUGUUGGAGAUGAGACUCAGAAGUUCUCGACUUACGUGCAACAGGUGAGGCACACCGGUGAACAGCCCAGCACUAAAGACAUUGUGAAGUUCUCCAAGCUCUUUGAGGAUGAGCUGACGCUGGAGCAUCUGGAGCGGCCGCAGCUGGUGGCCUUGUGCAAACUGCUGGAGCUGCAGCCCAUCGGCACCAAUAACCUGCUGCGUUUCCAGCUGAUGAUGCAGCUGCGCACCAUCAAGACUGACGAUGAGAUGAUCGCCAAGGAGGGUGUGGCCGCAAUGACUGUAGCUGAGCUCCAGGCCGCCUGCAGGAGUCGCGGAAUGAGAUCUUUGGGUCUGACCACAGAUCAGCUCCGACAGCAGCUGCAGCAGGGUGGUGUUGUCACCUGGCUGGACCUGCACUUGAAAGAGAAUGUCCCACCAUCCUUGUUGCUGCUCUCUCGUGCAAUGUACCUGACGGACCUCACUCCUAAAACUCCAGUCAUCCCACCGGUGCCCAAACUGGAGAAAGCCACUCCUCCUCCUGUGGAGGCCGAAACCACAGCCAAAGGGAAUCCGCUGUCCUCCUCAGUGGAGGUGCUGGUGGACUCUGCUCCGGUCAUCAAAGACAGAAAGUCUGAAGAAUUGUUGGAGAAACCCAGAGGGUUGGACAUGCCAUCACCUGAAGCUCAGUUAAUACAUAUAUUUGCUUUGUUUAUCCCAUAA
Sinocyclocheilus rhinocerous is the source of this 1425-nucleotide messenger RNA. RefSeq names its product LETM1 domain-containing protein LETM2, mitochondrial-like. Gene Ontology annotation, biological process: intracellular monoatomic cation homeostasis. Bases 1 to 1425 code for a protein of 474 amino acids. Gene Ontology annotation, cellular component: mitochondrial inner membrane. NCBI's taxonomy places the organism in Eukaryota, Metazoa, Chordata, Actinopteri, Cypriniformes, Cyprinidae. Gene Ontology annotation, molecular function: ribosome binding. The record is from RefSeq and is a predicted model, not a curated record. The transcript is spliced from 11 exons.